CCCCCUGCCCGCCGGCACCAUUGCCCCGACGGCGCGGCCGGGCGGCCCGGCGCUCCCCAGGCUCCGCGCCGGCCGCAAGACCCUGUUGGCGGCCGCCGCGGGCGUGGUGAUGCUGUUGGUGCUGGUGGUGCUCAUCCCGGUGCUGGUGAGCUCGGGCGGUCCGGAAGGCCACUAUGAGAUGCUGGGCACUUGCCGCAUGGUGUGCGACCCUUACCCCGCGCGGGGCCCCGGCGCCGGCGCUCGGCCCGACGGCGGCGACGCCCUAAGCGAGCAGAGCGGCGCGCCCCCGCCCUCAACGCUGGUGCAGGGCCCCCAGGGGAAGCCAGGCCGCACCGGCAAGCCGGGGCCUCCCGGACCUCCCGGGGACCCAGGUCCUCCCGGCCCCGUGGGGCCGCCCGGUAAGAAGGGCGAUCCGGGCAAGCCGGGUCCCCCCGGGUUGCCGGGCGCCGGGGGCAGCGGUGCCAUCAGCACGGCCACCUACACUACGGUGCCGCGCGUGGCCUUUUACGCUGGCCUCAAGAACCCCCACGAGGGUUACGAGGUGCUCAAGUUCGACGACGUGGUCACCAAUCUAGGCAACAACUACGACGCAGCCAGCGGCAAGUUUACGUGCAACAUUCCCGGCACCUACUUUUUCACCUACCACGUCCUCAUGCGCGGCGGCGACGGCACCAGUAUGUGGGCGGACCUCUGCAAGAAUGGACAGGUGCGGGCCAGCGCCAUCGCCCAGGACGCGGACCAGAACUACGACUACGCCAGCAACAGCGUGAUCCUGCACCUGGACGCGGGCGACGAGGUCUUCAUCAAGCUCGACGGGGGCAAAGCGCACGGCGGCAACAGCAACAAGUACAGCACCUUCUCCGGCUUCAUCAUCUACUCCGACUGAGCUCCCCGCGUGCGUCCCGCUGCAGCCCCUGUGCCCCCGGGGCUGUCCUCCCGGGCGGGGCAGAAAAUGACCCGGCCCCGGCCCACCCCCUCGCUGCCCGGCUCCGGCUGCCGGCCCUCCCCGGCUAUGACGCCCCGGCCCUCUCUCUCCACCGCCCGGGCCGCAGUUUGACCCUCCCGCCGGCUCGCUGCAGAGCCGGGGCGCGGUGUGGACCGCCUCCGCCCGCCCCGCGCUGUAUAUUUGUACAAUAGGACUGUUUACUGCCCGCCCGCCGGCCCCCCCCCCAGCCCGGGGAGAGGUCGCAGCGCAGUCCGAUCCCGCGCUGGGAAGCGCUGCUCCCCUCCGCGGUGGGGUGGCGCCGCCUGCGGAGGGCUGGGGUGGGAGCUGGCUAGCUGCUUCCCAGCACCCCCAGAGCCCCGGCCCGGCCCCAUCGCGCCCUGUCUGACCAAAGCUAUAAUAAAACACUUUCACCCCUUGGGGUUUCGGUCUGUGCCCUAGGGAGGGCUGCAGGAGGGGCCGUGGACUCCUUCGGACUGGGAAGGGGUGGAAGCAAGGGAUGAAAUGACAACAAAGCAGCAAGCCUCUUCUUGGGCCUGAGGUAGGACCCCAGUCGUUGGAGUGGGGUUGGUGGUUAAAAAACAAACAAACAAAAGAUCUGGUGUGGAACCUGAGCCCCCACCCUGAGACUGUGUAGUCUCCUGUUGAGCCUUCCUGUUGCCCUGUCUUCUGGUCCUCCCAGCCUCUUUCCCCUCCACUCCCUUCUUAACUGGGUCCCUGACACUUUUACAUAUAGCCCAAGUGACUGAGAAACUAGUACGGACAUCCAGGUCACCAAAAGCCCCUGCCAGGUGAGGCCCAGAGGCCCAUGAGGCCUCUGCAACCGUUGGCGCCCUGUCAGCAUCAGCAGCAGGCCCAGCUGACUGCAGGCCCGUCCGCUCCAUCCAUGUCAGUCCGUGGGUUUCUUAUGCCAAGGAAGGAGGUCCGUUGGCCCCUUAGCCGAGCAGAGCAUCACUCCCAGCCUUGCACAGUGGCUGGCACUGGCCCAGUUAAGGGGUGGGCACUGGGCCCUGUCCAAGAGUACCCGAAGAAAAGGCCAGGUUUGGGGUGGAAAGAGAGGCUUCCUGGGACUAGUGGAGAGCAGAUGUGGAGGGGGUAAAGUC
Molecule: messenger RNA, 2046 nt
Organism: Choloepus didactylus (southern two-toed sloth)
Lineage: Eukaryota; Metazoa; Chordata; Mammalia; Pilosa; Megalonychidae
Gene: C1QL1
Product: complement C1q like 1
Exons: 2
Coding region: 110-886 (258 amino acids)
Molecular function (GO): protein binding
Source: RefSeq, a predicted model, not a curated record